AUGGCUGAGGACGAGGGUUUUGUGGACAUCUCGGAGCAGAAAGAUGGGGGUUUGCUCAAGAAGAUCUUAGUGGAGGGUCAAGGCGACGCGUCACCAACUCCAGGGUCGUCGGUGGAGGUGCAUUAUGUCGGCACUCUUCAUUCAGAUGGGAGCAAGUUCGACUCCUCGCGGGACCGCGACAGCAAGUUCAAAUUUGACGUGGGAGUGGGGCAAGUCAUCAAAGGUUGGGAUCAGGGCAUCAUCAGCAUGAAGCGAGGCGAGAAGUGCAUCUUGCGUUGCAGCGCUGACUAUGCUUAUGGGGAGCAUGGAAGUCCGCCCAAGAUCCCCGGCGGUGCUACGCUGAAUUUUGAGGUUGAGCUUUUUUCUUGGAAAGAGAAGGUGAAGCCGCCAGCAAUGAUGACAGCAGAGGAGCGUCGCGAACAUGCAUCGAAGAUGAAAGAGAUGGGCACGGAGGCGUUCAAGCAGGGCGACUUCCCUACGGCAGUGAACCGAUAUGAAGACGGCGCAGAGUACAUCACUUAUGAUCCUGAUGCGGAGGACGAACGAAGUCACAGCCAUGGUGGCAUUCCAUGCGAUGGAGAUCAUGGUGGUGACGAUAGCCAUGGAGCCAAGGAGCCUCUUCAGCUGUCCGAUGCGGAUAAGCAGCUGGCCAUCGCACUGCUGAACAACAGUGCCAUGGCUCGCUUGAAGAUCGGCGAGCACGACGCGGCCAAAUUCGACUGCACCAAGGUGCUGCAGUAUGACGCCAAAAACAUCAAGGCUAUCUUCAGAAGGGCCCAGGCCGAGUUUGCCUUGCACAACUUCAAGGCCUGUGCCGAAGAUGCAAAGCGCACUCUGGAGUUAGAUUCAGGCAACAAGGAGGCAGAACAGCUCGUGAAGAAAGCCAUCGAUGCUGAGAAGAGAGAGAAGAAGCAAGAGAAGGCCAUGUAUUCCAAGAUGUUUGGAUGA
Symbiodinium sp. CCMP2456 is the source of this 948-nucleotide messenger RNA. NCBI's taxonomy places the organism in Eukaryota, Dinophyceae, Suessiales, Symbiodiniaceae. The record is from the annotation of a GenBank genome assembly.